This is a messenger RNA of Sinocyclocheilus grahami, 504 nucleotides long. Its product is annotated as interleukin-17F-like. The record is from RefSeq and is a predicted model, not a curated record. Gene Ontology annotation, molecular function: cytokine activity. Lineage: Eukaryota; Metazoa; Chordata; Actinopteri; Cypriniformes; Cyprinidae. The transcript is spliced from 3 exons. Gene Ontology annotation, cellular component: extracellular region. Gene Ontology annotation, biological process: inflammatory response. Bases 28 to 504 code for a protein of 158 amino acids.
GAAGACAUCAGAAAAAAAACAGGUCAAAUGAAUGCAACUAUGUCAUCAGCGCUUACCAUCCAGUUCCUCAUGGUGGCUUGUGUGAUGGGGCUUGUUUUAAUAUCAUUUGGAGCUGAGGGGGCACCUUCAAAACAUCUUCCGAAGAAAGGAAAGCAAGAAGAAUUGGAUCCAUCAUCAUCAUACCGGUUGAUCUUGGAUCCUGAGUUCAAAUCCCCGGCCAACCCGAACCUUCCAAUAAACAACGACUCCAUCUCUCCAUGGACCUACACGUUUAUGCAUGACGAGAGCCUGUACCCUUCUAACAUCGCAGUGGCGAAGUGUUCACUGACUGGAUGUCUGAUAGAUGGCACUGAGGACCAGGAUUACCAGUCCAAACCUAUUUACACCCAAAUCAUGGUCUUGAGGAAAAUUCGAGGAGAUAAGCACAACUAUUCCUUGAGACUCGAGUACAAAACCAUCGCAGUGGGAUGCACCUGCGUUCGUCCAUAUGUACAACAUUUUUAA